Molecule: messenger RNA, 489 nt
Organism: Punctularia strigosozonata HHB-11173 SS5
Lineage: Eukaryota; Fungi; Basidiomycota; Agaricomycetes; Corticiales; Punctulariaceae
Product: kinase-like protein
Exons: 4
Biological process (GO): protein phosphorylation
Molecular function (GO): ATP binding; protein kinase activity
Source: RefSeq, a predicted model, not a curated record
CGCACGCUGAGAGAACUGUGCGGGGAAAGCGGGCUCGUACCCACCAGGUACAGGUUGUCGGGACUGGCCAGGGUUGGGACCGAUCCACCUUGCGCUGGCGGAUUCGCCGACGUAUACCGGGGGACCUACAACGGCACGAUUGUGGCUCUGAAGUUCAUGCGACUGCACGUCAGGGAUGGGAAAUCGUUCAUGAAGGUGUUUUGCAGGGAGGCUGUCGUCUGGAAACGACUGAAUCACCCACAUAUCGUCCCCUUCAUCGGCAUCGAUCCGUCGUACCACGCGUGUAUCGUGUCGGAAUGGAUGGAGCAUGGCGAUGUCAUGUCGUAUCUUGAAAGCCACCCGCGUGCAAAUCGCGUUCAACUGAUCACGGACAUUGCUCGUGGCUUGGAGUACAUGCAUGCCAGCGGUCUCGUCCACGGGGAUCUCAAAAGCCGCAAUGUCCUCGUUGACAGCCUUGGGCAUGCGCGUCUCAGUGACUUUGGUCUCGCU